Molecule: messenger RNA, 1167 nt
Organism: Aspergillus tanneri
Lineage: Eukaryota; Fungi; Ascomycota; Eurotiomycetes; Eurotiales; Aspergillaceae
Exons: 3
Coding region: 1-1167 (388 amino acids)
Source: RefSeq, a predicted model, not a curated record
AUGGCUUCCACAGUCUCAUCCUUCCUUCACCCUUACGCCCAAGAACUCGCCCUCCACACCCUCCGUCGGAUCUCGGGCGCCCGCCUCAAGGUUAUUCUGCAGUAUAAAGAUCCUCCAGAGGUCAUACAGAUCUACAUCAAGAACAGAAGUAAUUUGGAUUCCGGCAAUUACCUUUUCCAGUUGCUUCCCCGUCUCGCGUGGCUUUUCCAACCUUCCAACAGUGUCCAGAAAGCCCGCCAAAACAUCUCGUCGCACUACGAUGCUUCGAACGAACUCUUUGCCGCUUUUCUCUCCGCAGAUAUGAAUUACUCCUGCGCCCACUGGAAUGGCGAUCCAACUGAGUCCCUGGAAUCUGCCCAAGAGCGCAAGGUCAGCUAUCUCUUACACAAGGCACAGAUCGCAACAUCACACCAUGUCUUGGAUAUUGGAUGUGGAUGGGGCCAUUUAGCAAUCAAAGCGGCUCAGACAACGGGGUGUCGAGUGACAGGGUUAACUCUGUCAGACAAGCAGAAGAGUCUCGCGGAUCAGAGGGUUAAGGAGGCUGGGCUGGAAGAUCGGGUACGUAUCUUCCUUUGCGAUUAUCGGGAUAUCUCUGGACCGGAAGACAAUGACGGGUACUAUGAUCGCGUGAUUUCAGUGGGAAUGUUUGAGCAUGUCGGUCCUGAGUACUUGGAUCUGUACUUUGGGAUUAUCUCUCGGCUUCUGCACCCUACUCAUGGAGUGAUGGUCAUUGAUGGAAUCACAAUGACCAAUAAGCUCCGGGAGACUAAACCCAAAGUCCCAACCUUUAUCGGCCGCUACAUCUUCCCAGGGGGUUACCUGCCAACCAUCCACAUGCUCCUUGAUUCCCUCCACCGGGGAUCUGGAGGAAAUUUGGAGAUCACCUACACUCAGAAUAUUGGCCCACAUUACGGGAAAACCCUUCUUGCAUGGCGAGACAACUUCCUCCGCAACUGGAAGACAAUUGAAUCGGACUACCGUGCCGCACACCUUGAGGCAUCGGAUGCUGAGGUAGAGGCAUUUCGUCGACAGUGGCUGUACUAUUUUACUUACUGUUAUUCCGCAUUUCGUAGGAGGUUGUUGGGGAACUAUAUCAUUGUUGCGGCGAAGACUCCAGAGCCGAUGAUCGAGUAUGAUGCCAGCCUUGGGCAGAUGAUUGGAAAUUAA